AUGGACCAAACAGUUUAUGGAUUGGUAUCCAAGAGAGCACGUGAGGAAGAGAGGACGCCCGCCGACAGACUGGGACAAGGAGAUAAAGAAGACUUGCGGGAGAGCAGCAUGGAAGAGAGCAACAUUGGAGAGGAAAGAGUGGAAGCGGAUGGGACAGUGGAGGUUGAUGAUGAGGAAGCCGAAGGCAAGGAAGACACCGACGCAAGAGAAGAAGGCGACGCUGAGGAAGGCCACUGGCUCGACCCCGACCGUCCUCGUCUUGAAGACCCUCUCGGCGACCGGCUGGUGCCCCCCGGGCCAGCACAGCUCCUUGCAGUUCAGGGGGCACGGCAUCUCCAGUUCUUUUCUCCAUCCGUCAUACAGUCCGAUCAUCACUGCCUCAGAGUCUGCAACCAUAUCAUCUGUUCUUAUCAUCUGCCCCAGAAAGGCACUAAGAAUUAUGGAGCGGAACAAACAGCUAAAAUUUCAUUCAAGGUCAAAGAAAACUGGGUCGACGAGGCUACCGUGUUGGAAUUGACGUUAAGUGGAAAGAGCGCGAAAAAGGGCCUUAUUAAGGCGUAUGAAGGAGGAAGAAAGACGUGA
Molecule: messenger RNA, 582 nt
Organism: Nezara viridula (southern green stink bug)
Lineage: Eukaryota; Metazoa; Arthropoda; Insecta; Hemiptera; Pentatomidae
Source: the annotation of a GenBank genome assembly